AAAUGUAGGAAGUAAAAAGUUGUCAAAAAAUACUCAAGUUCAGCACAGAAACCUGAAAAAUCUACUGAAAUACAGUCACAAAGUAUUUAUUCUUGGUUACUUCCCACCCCUGCACAGAUGUUAGCAACGUGCUGCUAUCCCCGCAGCAGAUUCUUUCCUCUGAGAAACCCUUGGAAAGAAAAAAAAAAAAAGGAAGAAAGAAAGAAGUUGGCAGCGCCGUUGCCAGGCAACUCAACCUUUUCCUGCUCUUCCUGCUUGAGAUAAUAGAACACAAAUGAGGCCAAACUUCAGCAAGAUGUGGAAAAAAACAACCACAUGAAAUGCACGCAGAGCGCACAGAGGGUUCUCAUGAUUCAGCUGGAGAAACCGGUGCUGACUGGGACCAUGCCGGUGGUCUGGCCCACCAUCCUUGACCUGGGCAGAGAUGAGUGCAAAAGGAUACUGCGCAAACUGGAGCUGGAGGCGUACGCCAGCGUCAUCAGCGCCCUGCGAGCCCAAGGAGACCUGACCAAGGACAAGAAAGAUCUGCUGGGAGAGCUUACCAAAAUCCUCGGCAUUUCAACCGAGCGUCACCGCGCCGAAGUCCGCCGGGCGGUCAAUGACGAGCGCCUCUGCACCAUCGCGUACCACAUGGCGGGUCAGAACAGCUCGUCCGAGUGGUCCAUCGAAGGCCGCCGGCUGGUCCCGCUGAUGCCGAGGCUGGUCCCGCAAACGGCGUUCACCGCUACGGCCAAUGCGGUCGCCAGCGCCGCCGCCACUCACAACGCCUCCUUGCUAUUGCCAGCUGAGACGGGCAACAAGGAAGUGGUAGUGUGUUAUUCCUACACAAGCACGACGGGCACAUCCACCAGCUCCACGGCAACCAGCUGUGCCGUGGGAACGGCCACCAAGUCCCCGCGGCCGCCCAGCCCGUCGUCCAGCGUGGUGGUGUUGCCCAGUGGGAGCACUGUCUAUGUGAAAAGCGUGAGCUGUUCCGACGAGGACGAGAAGCCACGCAAGCGACGCCGUACCAACUCGUCCAGCUCGUCGCCGGUGUUGCUGAAGGAGGUCGCCAAGGUGUCGCCACCCGUGGCCAAGCACAUGGCGGCGCCGCCGGUGGUGAGCGGCAGCCCCAAGAUGAGCAACAUCAUGCAGAGCAUCGCCAACUCGCUGCCGCCGCACCUGUCGCCCGUCAAGAUCACCUUCACCAAACCCACCAUCCAGACCACCAACACUGCCACCCAAAAGGUGAUCAUCGUGACGACGUCGCCCAGCUCCAACUUUGUCCCGAACAUCUUGUCCAAGUCUCACAACAACGCCGGCACGUCCAAGCAAGCCUCCAGCGCCAUUCUGACCACGCCCACCCAGAAGCAGACUGUGGUCUUCCCGGCAGCCAAUUCAAGCCCCUCGGCCGCGCCCGCCGUCACCAACGUGGUCUCCUCUACGCCCUCGGCCGUCAUGUCCACCGUGUCCAUGUGCACCUCCUCGGCAGGAGUCAAGGUGGCCUCGGCCAGGUUGCCCUCUCCGAAGACGCUGGUGGGCUCGACCACGCAGAUCCUGAGCCAGUUUCCCAAGCAGCAGUCGCCCAAACAGCUGCAAGCGUCCACCGUGGGGGCGUCUGGCGUGGGCCAGGCCCAGACCGUCGCUGCCGCCGCCACCUCGCCGGGCCCCAAGCCCACCAUUCAGAUCAAGCAAGAGUCUGGGUUGAAGAUCAUCACGCAGCAGGUCCAGCCCAGCAAAAUCCUGCCCAAGCCGUCGUCGGUGGCUCUGUCCAGCAGCAGCUCCUCCCCCAUCAUGGUGGUCAGCAGCAACGGAGCUAUCAUGACCACCAAGCUGGUCACUCAGCCCACAGCCACCCAGGCAACCUACACGCGGCCCACCGUCACUCCGAACCUUGGCGCCCGGAUCACAGCCUCGGCCGGGGGCGCCACCUACGUCAAGACCACGAGUGGCAGCAUCAUCACGGUGGUGCCCAAGUCCUUGGCCACGCUGGGGGGGAAGAUCAUCAGCAGCAACAUCGUGUCUGGCACCACCACAAAGAUCACCACCAUCCCCAUGUCGUCCAAACCCAACGUGAUUGUGGUCCAGAAAACCAGCGGCAAAGGGGCCACCAUCCAAGGGCUGCCGGGCAAGAACGUGGUCACCACGCUGUUGAACGCGGGGGUUGAGAAGAGCCUGCAGGCCGUCCCGGGGGCCAAGCCGGCCAUCAUCACCACCACCAGGCCCAUCACCAAGAUGAUCGUCACGCAGCCCAAAGGCCUGAGCGCCGCGUCCUCGUCCACUGCCACCAAGAUCAUCCCCACCAAGAUUGUCUACGGCCAGCAGGGCAAGACGCAGGUGCUCAUCAAGCCCAAGCCGGUGUUCCAAACGGCCGUGGUGAGCGAACAGACCCGGCAGCUGGUCACCGAGACCCUGCAGCAGGUGACCCGCUCGGCCGACGUGGGCCACAUUACGACUCAAGAAGGCUCUGCCAAGGACGAGUGCGGCGGCGCCAUGGAAACCGCCGGCUCGGCCGGCGAAACGUUGCACGGUAGGGAGGAACUCGUUCCUACAUGCGCCGUGUUUGUGGAGGAGGCAGAGUACUCACGCAGAAGUAUAGAUACUGAAACCCAGCCCGUGCUGCACGUGCUGUCCUCAAGAGAGAAAGAUUGGACAGAGCAGGAGGUGUCGGUGGAGUCGGCCCCGACCGUCAUCUACCAGGAGGUGACCGCCGGGGAAUCCCAGUCGGCCGCGUCCACCAUUAAAGCUCUGCUGGAGCUGCAGCAGACUUCAGUGAAGGAGAAGGGCGAGUCUAAACCCAUGCAGCACACCCACAUUGACCUCAGCCAGAUGGCGGUGCCCAUCCAGCUGGCGCAGGAAAAGAUGAUCAGCCCGGAAUCAUCCAGGCCGCCCAGCUCGGAGGCCGAAGCGGUCACUGCUGUCGCCGCCGAUGCCCUGGCGACAGGUAAAGUGAGCAGGGCGGGCGCGUUGGCAGAGGACGACGUGGCUGUGGCCGCGUCCUCCGCUAAUCCCCACAAAAUUGUCGGCCAGGUUACCCUGGUAACCAAGCCGGUCGCCGCCCCACCUGUAACCACGGUGACGCACAGCAGCCUCAAGCCUCCUGAUGGUAAAACCGAGUCGGCGCUGGAGGUGAGCGAGCUGGAAGGCGACACUCUGGACCCUCAGACGGGCUUGUUCUACCGCUCCACCAGCCAGACGGACGUCCCCAAGCAAGCCCCCCACGCCGCUCCUCAGCCCCCAGCUGCCAGCCAACCAGAGAGUUCCACUCUUUCUCCUCCUCUUCUUCCUCCUCCUGCUCCUCCUCCUCCACAACUGCAGAGUAAACCUCAGCUCAACCAGGCUCCUUCCUCAUCCUCUUCUUCCUCCUCGCCGGCCAAGAAGCUCCCCAAACUACGAGAGCAGAGUCAGGCCAAACCUCCGGGCGCCGGCGCCACGUCGCCCGUCACGCCGCAGCUGCCCAAACUGCAGCAGGCGCCCACGUCCCACCACAGGCCGCUGCACGCGCCCAUGUCGCACCCGCCGCCGCUGCAGGCGCACCACCCGGUCGGCGCCGACAAGGGCUUGCCAGGACAGCAGCCAAUCAUCACGCAGAGCGCCACCGUCACCAAGAUCACUUUCGGCAGCGCCCACCACCAGCCCGCCCACGUUCCGCCCGUCCUGAGCGGCAGCGAGGCCGAGCUGGCGGGAGAGUCUGGCUCGGGGCCCCGGGGCGACGAGACGUCCGUGUCGGACAUCCUGAAGAUUUCAAUGAUGGAGGCCCAAAUUGACCCCAGCACCGAGCCCAUGGUGGUGGACUCAUCCUCCGACCGGCCCCCCCUGCCCCAGGCCCUGCAGGCGCAGGCCGCCGCGGACACCGACCGGUUCGUCGGCAGCUCUGCGGUCACGGCGCAACAACAUUUUGGCAAUGAACGCCUGGAGGUCAUCGAGGUAAUCCCUCAGUACUCGAUCGUGCCGGACUCGAGCCAGUCCAACGUGGUGGUGGAGCCCAGCGGCUUCCUGGAGAUCACCAACUACACCAGCCAGCAGCUGGACGACGACGAGGGUGACGGCCCCGCCGACCACGAGGUGGACAGCGGCAACGACGCCGGCCCCCCGACGCCGUAGACCGGCCUAGAUGGUAUGCCCGACACCCACUUUGUUACGGAGCACGCCGGACUUUCUAGCCGCUUGCGUUUUAACUUUCUCUCACUGACUUUUUGUAGGAGGGACAAAAUAUCAAAAUAGUCUUUCAAAAGAAGGAAUAGAUGUAUUUUUUUUUUGUAAGAUACAAUACAACAAAUUCAUCUUUUGUUUCAACUUUUCCUUUUAUACCUUUUUCAAACUUGUCCACAGGAUUCGUGUUAUCUCCAGAAUAAAUGAUCUGCCUAGAAAAGGUUCUGUGUGUCACUUGAAGGGGAGUGAAGCAGUUUUCAACUUUUGAUUGAUGACUGAAGUGUCAAAAGCUAGUCCACCUAAAAUGUAUUCAGAUCUCCAAUUUACCCGUAGGAGAUAAACAAGAUUUUGCUCUGACACCGGGUAAAGAAAGCCAAGCAGCACAAGUUGCUGUAUUGAUGUUAAAGCCUGUUAUUCAUUGCAAACAUUUAUUAUCAUCAUCAUCCUUCUUAUUAUUAUUAUUACACAUUUAUGAUGCAAACAACACCACCAGCCUCGCUUUUGGAUUGCAGUCAGCACCUGCUCCUGGAAUGAAGAGACGCAAGGGAACUGAACGUGUGCGCGUGUUAAUAUGGUCCCCCCCUCCCCUGCAAAAAAGUAAUUUUGGCAUCUUUCUCCAUCUCUGCUAUAAUAAUCAUCGUAACUGUAAUCAUAAUAAAAGGGUGGUUAUAGCUGAAAAAGAACAAGGCAUGCAUAAUAGUGUGUGGUAAUGCACAUAAAGGAUACAACAUCAAUGUACCAUGUUUGUGUACAUUUCAUACAUUAUUAAUAUGGAGCCAUGAAGCUACUUUUUCAUG
Molecule: messenger RNA, 4928 nt
Organism: Phyllopteryx taeniolatus (common seadragon)
Lineage: Eukaryota; Metazoa; Chordata; Actinopteri; Syngnathiformes; Syngnathidae
Gene: emsy
Product: EMSY transcriptional repressor, BRCA2 interacting
Exons: 20
Coding region: 316-4083 (1255 amino acids)
Biological process (GO): regulation of DNA-templated transcription
Cellular component (GO): nucleoplasm
Source: RefSeq, a predicted model, not a curated record